Nanorana parkeri is the source of this 2169-nucleotide messenger RNA. It is a transcript of the gene STAM2, whose product is annotated as signal transducing adaptor molecule 2. The coding region runs from base 132 to 1697 and encodes 521 amino acids. NCBI's taxonomy places the organism in Eukaryota, Metazoa, Chordata, Amphibia, Anura, Dicroglossidae. The transcript is spliced from 14 exons. Gene Ontology annotation, cellular component: endocytic vesicle. Gene Ontology annotation, molecular function: ubiquitin binding; phosphatidylinositol binding. The record is from RefSeq and is a predicted model, not a curated record. Gene Ontology annotation, biological process: signal transduction.
UAUGUGAAACAUUGCAAUCAGGCGGAAGGAGAGGCAGCCCUGGGAAGCCAGUGAGGCUGCUGCUUGUUGUGACGGGAGAAGCCGUACUAGGAAGAGGGUGACAGGGGCCGAUCUCCCCCAUUGCCGCCACCAUGCCGCUCUUCAGCGCCAACCCCUUCGAGCAGGAUGUGGAAAAAGCAACAAAUGAAUACAAUACUGCAGAAGACUGGGGUCUCAUUAUGGAUAUCUGUGAUAAAAUUGUUAACACACCUAAUGGAUCUAAAGAAGGUCUUAAAGCUAUAAUGAAAAGAGUGAAUCACAAAGUCCCCCACGUAGCUCUACAAGCACUGACGCUAUUAGGAGCCUGCGUAUCCAACUGCGGAAAAGCCUUUAAUUUAGAAAUCUGUUCCAGAGACUUCGCAAGUGAAGUGCGAGGAGUUAUAAAUAAGGCACACCCCAAAGUAGCUGAGAAACUAAAAGCUUUGAUGGUGGAAUGGGCAGAAGAAUUCCAGAAAGAUCCCCAGUUCAGCCUGAUAUCGGCCACCAUUAAAUCUCUGAAGGAAGAAGGAGUGACUUUCCCAACAGCUGGCACUCAGAGCACGUCAAAUACACCUAAGAUCGGGACAGUACCCAGCAAAAAUAAAGAGGAUGAAGAUAUUGCUAAGGCGAUCGAGUUAUCUUUACAAGAGCACAAGCCAACAGAAACCAAAUCUUUAUACCCAUCUGUGGAGGUGCCACAUGACAGCCAGCGCAUGCCCAGAAAAGUGCGGGCUCUUUAUGAUUUUGAAGCUGUGGAAGACAAUGAACUGACCUUUAAAAGCGGAGAAAUCAUUUUUGUGUUAGAUGAUAGUGACACAAACUGGUGGAAGGGGGAGAACCACAAAGGUGUAGGCUUGUUCCCGUCUAAUUUUGUCUCCUCUACUUUAAAUGCUGAGCCUGAACCAGUUGCUGAGAAUCCUGCUGCUUUUGAUGAACCUCCAGAAACUGAGACAAAGUCAGAACCUGAACCAGUGUACAUAGAUGAAAAUAAAAUGGACCAAACAUUACACUUACUGCAGAACAUCGAUCCAACUGACCCCAAGCCAGAUUCUGUCACUCUUCUUGAUUUGGAAGAUGUCUGCCAACAAAUGGCUCCGAUGAUCGAUGAGAAAUUAGAAGAGAUUGACAGGAAGCACUCUGAACUUUCUGAACUUAAUGUGAAGGUCCUGGAGGCACUGGAACUGUACAACAAAUUAGUGAAUGAUACCCCAUUGUACAAUAUCUACAACAAGCCCCCUCCACAGGCACAUUAUAAUCCACCAGCAAUGGGCGUUUCUCUACAGGGCUAUGCUGGUCAGGCUCAGGGAGCUGGUUAUAUGGUACAUGGUAUGCCCCAAGUACACCAGCCAAACCUCUCUCAAGCUUAUGGCAUGAAUCCUGACCAGGUUGGACCCCUUAGAUCUCUACCACCGAAUAUCAACUCCACUGGCACCACUCAAGCAGCUCAAGCGCCCUACUUGAGCACUGGUCAAGAAGCAAGCUCAAACCCGCAAUACCUACACCAGAACACGGCUCCCAGAGGAGCGACCUACAGUCACCCAAUGGGAAUGUCUGCAGAUAUGGCAGCCUAUCAAAACACUACAUCCGCUUUGCCUCCGGCAUCCGCCUACACAGUGGCUGCCCCUUUACACUCGCUCCCCCAGCAGCCCCCAAAUUACUACCAGCAGCCUCUGCUCUGAGACUCUGAAUCCCUCAUAGACCUCUCUAAGGCUAUCAUUGUGUCAGUCAUAAGCCUCGUAAGUCAUAACUCCAUAAUAACGGUAGACACAAUAGGAAAGGGGUGUUUUUCACGUAAAGCGGACCAUGAACAGCUGCAAGAUUCCAACAAUACAAGCGUGCUCUUUCCCCUUCAUGGACGCAUAUGCCACUUGUUUUUAUUUGCAAUUACAGGAGCUUCCUGCGACCAUUAGGCUGAUUUAGUGCCGCCUUGUAUUGAGUAGCUCCAGCUGCAAAAGGUUGUGUAGAAAUUACCGGGGCAGAGAAUUGCCAACUGGUUCGAUUUAAAGAGAUUUAAAAAUAGCAGAGCUUUUAAGUAGCACUUUAUGCAGCUAGAAGACUUAAAGGGGCGACCAGUAAAUUAUUUUCAUCAUUAAUAUCCCUUCUGUAUAUUCUCCUUUGUCUGUCUGAUUCACCCAGUUACAGUGAGAAAUU